This is a messenger RNA of Heterocephalus glaber (naked mole-rat), 1872 nucleotides long. Lineage: Eukaryota; Metazoa; Chordata; Mammalia; Rodentia; Bathyergidae. The record is from RefSeq and is a predicted model, not a curated record.
GAGCCUGAAGGGCCGCCUUGGGACGUUUAAGGGUUUUGAAAUUAGGAAUCUCGGGAACCACUUUGGGGAAGCUUAACUGGUUUUCAAGAGAAGAGAUCUGUGGGUGUGGGACGGACUAAGAUGCUCUUGGGGAGACCUUGUAGGGAUGUUGAACUGGCACAGGCUUGGGAAAAAGAAAGAGGGCGUGAGGCUGGUGAAUAGGGCUGGUGGGCAAGGGUAAGAGGCCGAGGGCCUUUAGCUGAAAAGGCUAAAGGAUCUGAGACUUAGAGGGAUAGAUGACCUGAGGAGGGAGUGAGGAGAUAGUGGGGCAUUUGGGGAGGGAGUAAGAGAAAGUGAUCUGACGUAAAACAGAGGCUUAGUAAUUGCUUAAUGAAUUAACGGAUGAAUGAAUGGAUGUGGGGAACCGUUAGAAUCAGAAGUAACUUGAAGGGAUGAAAAGAAACGGGGCAUUCUAGAGAGAUCAAGUAGGAAGAAAAGGCAAAUGAGAGUGCAGUACUGUACUUAAAAGUACUAAGAGGGGCCGAGGAUUUAGCUCAGUGGUUCCGCCGCCUGCCUCGAAAGCGCAGGGUCCUGAGUUCGAUCCCCGGUACCAAAAAAGAAAAAAGGGGACUAAGAGAAAAUAUCAACAUAAGGUUAGAAUACAGGGGGAAAUGGAGACAAAUAGAGGAAAUAGACUGGUUUAUGACUUAACCUUAACCUUUAAGCAGAUUUUAUCUCUGAUGGGUUUUCCUGUAUGAAAAGACUAUGUUUGCACCUCGAAAACCAAAUACUUGUAUUGUGGAUCGAACUCGGGACCUUGUGCUUGCAAGGCAGUUGGAAUGCUGUCUAUGAGAGAGAACUACAAACUUUCCAAGAAUAUGGAGAUACAGGAGAAAUCUGGUUUGGGGAGGAGAGUAUGACUCGACUAAUAAGGUGGAUGCAGAAACACAAGAUCCCAUUGGAUGCUUCAGUGCUUGAUAUUGGAACUGGAAAUGGUGUUUUCCUGGUUGAACUUGUUGGCAAAAUUUGGCUUCUCUGAUAUUACUGGAAUUGAUUAUUCUCCUUCUGCAAUUCAGCUUUCUGGAAGUAUUAUAGAGAAAGAAGGGUUAUCUAACAUUAAACUGAAGGUAGAAGACUUUUUGAAUCUUUCUACAAAGCUGUCUGGAUUUCAAAUUUGUAUUGACAAAGGGACUUUUGAUGCCAUAAGUCUUAAUCCUGACAAUGCAAUUGAGAAGAGGAAGCAAUAUGUGAAAUCUCUCUCUGUGGUGUUGAAAGCAAAAGGCUUUUUUCUAAUAACUUCAUGUAACUGGACCAAGGAAGAGUUGCUAAAUGAAUUCAGUGAAGGAUUUGAACUUUUUGAAGAGCUGCCAACACCCACGUUCAGCUUUGGAGGCAGAUCUGGAAACAGUGUAGCAGCGUUGGUUUUCCAGAAAAAGUGAGACUUUUCCUUGGACAAAUUCAGGUAGCUUUUUAAAAGAAGCUACACAGCAAAGUAUAUCUAAUACAGAAAAUACAAGUGCAAAUAAGUGUUUAGUAAGUACACAGGAUACACAUGGUGACUAGUUAUAAUGGGAUGGUGAAAAAAAAUCAUGAGUAUAUAAGUGGUUGCUUUUAAGAGACUGAUGAAUAAAUUUGCUUUUAUACUUGAAAUGUAAAUAUUUUUUCCAUUGUUUACCUUUAAACAAUUUCCUAUAAUUGCUAAACAGUUAAAAGCUUUAAGUAAAUGAAUUAACAAAAAGCCUGUAUUCUUGAUUUUCGUGCCUUGGUAAAGUUGAAUUCAGUAUAGCUGUUUAGGAAGAUUUCACCAAACUAUUCCAGGGCCAGCAUAACAAAAUAACUUUCUUAGUGUUUUAUUAAAAUAUGAAACAAUAAAAAAUACUAUUUUGAGUUGAA